This is a messenger RNA of Teleopsis dalmanni, 771 nucleotides long. RefSeq lists its product as uncharacterized. The transcript is spliced from 3 exons. Lineage: Eukaryota; Metazoa; Arthropoda; Insecta; Diptera; Diopsidae. The coding region runs from base 88 to 651 and encodes 187 amino acids. The record is from RefSeq and is a predicted model, not a curated record.
AAUAAAGAUAUAUUUUUCUUAUUACUUUUGAACAAAGAUAUAUUUGGAAUUUUUCUUCUCAUUUCUGAUAGAUCUACAAAAUUCAAAAUGGAAUUAACAGAAGAGGAAAUAAAGGCAAAAAUGGAAUUAUUCCGUGCCAGGAGCACACGAAAGGAUUCGGACACAUUUGAUUGGUUUAGAGGCGAAAUUCACGGGCUUAAGAUUAAUUAUGAAUCUACCACACAACAAAUGUUAAAUGACAUCAAAAAAAGGCGUGUCAUUAUAAAACCAAAAGGGUAUAUAAAUGGAAUGACUAACUUUAAGUCAGUGAUGCCAGUUGUGUUUAAUGACGGUGAUGGUUUUCAAUUUUCUGUUAAAUCUGAAUAUGCACAGGAAUAUUUACUGCCAGCUCCAUUUUCUUGUCCACCAUUGGGCUCAGUUAAAGUAGGUGUUCCAGAUUACUUAUUUAAUAAGAUAACUACUAAUGCCGUUGAGCUAAGACCAAAUGCCGACUUCAAAUUUAUGGAUGAUCACUUUUUAUGGCCACAGAGUUAUAUUACCAGGAUUCAUACUAUGAGCAGCAUGAGGGAUACUUCUUAUGGACUUGCUGAAAUUACAUCUGGUUGCGUUAACAAUAAGGGAAAGAUGAGAUGUGAUAAAGUGAUUUUUUAGAAAUCAUUUUUCAAAAUUUAUUUCUACUAAUUAUGGACUUAAACGUAUAUCAAGAAGAUGAUAAUUUUAUUCAAUAAAAACAACAAAAUUAAUUUAAUAAUCCAAAAUACAUAUCUUUUC